CGAGCAACAGAAAGACCUCGUGAAAACCUCUUUAGCAUUUCACCCUCAAAAUCAAUUCUCUCUCUCCUUCAGAAGCGUCAGAUUUGUUCAUGAAGAUUGCCAUUUGACCGGAGAAAUCAGCCGCUGAUCCUUCUCUUUCACCCUCUCAUCGUUCGCCAUGGAUCCCAGCCAGCCUGUAGUAGAGAACUACGCCAACCCAAAGACAUGUUUCUUUCACGUUAUUUUCAAGGCUGCUGCUUUGGCAUUUUACAUAUUAUCUGCUCUCUUCUUCGAUAAUUUUGUCAUCAUUUUUGUGGUGACGGUCUUCCUUGCUGCCCUAGACUUUUGGGUUGUGAAAAAUGUGAGUGGGCGUAUCUUAGUGGGUUUGAGGUGGUGGAAUGAGAUAGAUGAUAAUGGUGAGAGUGUUUGGAGAUUUGAAUGCCUUGACCAGGAGUCAUUGGCGCGGAUGAAUAAGAAAGAUUCGUGGUUGUUCUGGUGGACUCUUUACCUUACGGCAGUCGCAUGGACUAUCCUUGGUAUAUUCUCACUCAUAAGGUUCCAGGCUGACUAUCUCCUUGUUGUUGGAGUUUGUUUGACUCUCAGCAUUGCAAAUAUUGUGGGCUUCACCAAGUGCCGCAAAGAUGCCAAGAAGCAGAUCCAGGCAUUUGCUACCCAGACGAUUGCCUCUCGGUUUUCUUCUACGAUACAAUCAGCAUUUAGCGUUGUUUGAACCACAUAUACCCCAAAAUAACCUCAAGGGAAGAAUUCACGUGAAGGUGAGAUGUGAAAUGUGGUAGCAAAACUUGUGUAAAGAUGAUACCGAUGACUGGACUGGACAGUUUUGGAUACGAUUCUUUCUAAUGGGAAAAGGGAUGUCUUGGGUCGAAUAUUCGUAGGAUACAUAGAUUUUGUACUGUGCUUAUUGUUUUUCUCCCUCUCAUAGUAUCAUGGACUUUGUAAUGAACUCUUUAAGCUGAAUGAUGAGUGUUCUCUGUGGUUUUGUGUUU
Rhodamnia argentea is the source of this 986-nucleotide messenger RNA. Its product is annotated as Golgi apparatus membrane protein-like protein ECHIDNA. Bases 158 to 709 code for a protein of 183 amino acids. The record is from RefSeq and is a predicted model, not a curated record. The transcript is spliced from 6 exons. NCBI's taxonomy places the organism in Eukaryota, Viridiplantae, Streptophyta, Magnoliopsida, Myrtales, Myrtaceae. Gene Ontology annotation, biological process: protein secretion; vesicle-mediated transport. Gene Ontology annotation, cellular component: Golgi membrane.